Chilo suppressalis (striped riceborer) is the source of this 877-nucleotide messenger RNA. NCBI's taxonomy places the organism in Eukaryota, Metazoa, Arthropoda, Insecta, Lepidoptera, Crambidae. The record is from the annotation of a GenBank genome assembly.
GCGGGUUAGAUGUUUUCGGCAGUUAUUUUUUAUUGAAUUGUUUUGAAUUACGCCGUCAAUGAUCUCGUUUCCACCUCUGUUGUUUAAGACUAAGCGUAUUUAUAUAUUCGUGACUGUUUCCUAAACUGUUCAAAUGCUGAAACAAUUGCAAAUGGGCCUUCGCACAUUCAUGCUUCUCGCAUCUAAAGUAUGGAGUUGUUUUUGUUAUAUGUUUAAGAAGCAAUAUCGAGCGUUGGCGCAAUAUCAAUCUGUCAAGUAUGAAAUCUAUCCACUUUCCCCGGUAUCUAGACACAGGCUGAGUCUGGUGAAAAGAAAAAUGCUGGUGUUAGAUUUAGAUGAAACACUUAUUCAUUCGCAUCAUGAUGCAAUGCUGCGACCAACAGUUAAACCGGGAACACCACCGGACUUUGUUUUAAAAGUGACGAUUGACAAACACCCAGUCAGAUUUUUUGUACAUAAAAGACCUCAUGUGGAUUACUUCUUGGAUAUAGUGUCACAGUGGUAUGAGCUGGUGGUGUUCACAGCUUCCAUGGAGAUAUACGGCGCGGCGGUCGCCGACAAACUAGACAACGAUCGGGGCAUACUACGGAGACGUUUCUAUAGACAACAUUGCACUGCGGAGCAUGGCUCGUACACCAAAAACCUGUCGUCUAUAUGUGACGACCUCAACAGGGUGUUCAUCCUGGACAACUCGCCUGGCGCCUACCGGGACUUUCCAGACAACGCGAUACCCAUAAAGUCGUGGUUCUCCGACCCGCUGGACGUGGCGUUGCUCAACCUGUUGCCGGUGCUGGACGCGCUGCGUUUUACGCAUGACGUGCGUUCCGUGCUGUCGCGCAACCUGCACCUGCACCGGCUGUGGUAGCCCCGCGACCAG